GCGAAUAUCUGAGAUGACAUCAGUGGCGUUGGUCUUUCUGGCACUGCUCACUUGGAAGGUGUCACUGGGCAGCUCUCGUCAUGUCUACCGUGAAGGCUCCAAUAUGUCGCCUCAUGUUCUCCAUCAAACUAAGCUAGCCUGUGACAGGAUCUUCUUCAGAAGAAAUGCUACAUUGAAGAACACACACCUUGCUGGACUUCUGAUGCACGAUGAUCAAGAAGAAAUAACUGCAAGGAAGCAGCAUACAUUCCGACUAUUGCGUCUUCAGCCGAUUAAAAAUGUGUUGAUGCAUAUAAACGGCAAAUAUUCCAGCAGACAUCUGAUUGGCAGCAGGUUUAUCAUCUUGGACCUCCAAAACGUGGACGAUGACCCCGAUCACAUCAUCGAGGAAAGAUCAUUCCGGGAAAGUCGUACGUGGUUAUCCGCAUGUGUACUCCAGCUCAAGUUUGGGGACGGAGGAAUCCUCAGGGUUGACAUCCGGGUCUGCUGUACCGUUAUUGCAGAUCCGGUCAGGAACCUUUCCAACUCUCUCUCCAAAAGGUUCCUUUCUCACAAGAUCAGACACAAUCAAAUUCAGCCCAGGGAGGUCCGAUACCAGCAGAUGGGUCGGGAGGGUGUUUCUGGCCGCUGUUUUACUGGCGUGGCUUCACAUCACCAGAAUGAAAACAUCACCGAUCAGAACCGGCAACACCACCAUUGUGACGUUUCUUUCUUUGAAACUAUGCUGGAUUCCAUCGCCUGUUAG
Syngnathus acus (greater pipefish) is the source of this 745-nucleotide messenger RNA. RefSeq lists its product as uncharacterized. The record is from RefSeq and is a predicted model, not a curated record. The transcript is spliced from 5 exons. Bases 14 to 745 code for a protein of 243 amino acids. Lineage: Eukaryota; Metazoa; Chordata; Actinopteri; Syngnathiformes; Syngnathidae.